ACAUUUAUUCACUUCACUUCACUUUGCCCCUUUCCAAUCCUGACUUUUGUUAUCAACUUUCCUCGCCAUGGCAUCGCCCACGGGACGCGUCGACGGCGACGAGAGGCCAUUUGCCUGCUCCCGCUGCUCCAAAUCCUUCAAACGCCGCGAACACCUCAAUCGACAUUUCCGCGCCCACACGCUGGAGAAGCCGUUUGAGUGCCGCUUCUGUGGCAAGACAUAUAGUCGCAGAGACCUCGUCACGCGCCACGAAAAGACUUUACAUGGCCCUGAUCGACUCCCCAGCACCGCCACCGCCACGGGCACUGCAACCACUGCCACUGCCACCACCACCACCACCUCAUCAGCUACCGCAUCUGCUGGAACAAGUCACAAUAACCCCUUUUUGGCGCCCUUCCCGCCCCUCGACAGCCCCGACUCUCUCCGUUCGCUGCCUAUGUCGGGCCCAUCUCCGCACGCUCAUGCUCACGCUCAUGCUGCCGCUGCUGCUGCCGCCGCCGCUGCUGCAUUCCAGGAAGCCGACGCGAUGAUUGAUCCUGCUCUGUUUGAUUCCAUCCUGCAUCAGACCCCUUCUGCCGACACUGCUUCGCCGUUAUUGUCAGAGUCCACCACGAGCAACGACGCAUCGCAACAUGCCUCCACUGGCCCCGGCACAGUCAAGCGGCGGAGACUCAUGACCAGGGGGACGACGACCUCAAUCUCGUCCGAUUCUAUCGACACGUCCCCACUCCCACAUGCCGCGUACGGGUCCCAUCCGUUGCCGUGACCGGUCUUCGAUCUGGUUUCGACGCUUUGUAAUGUGUACUUGCCUCUCUUCUACCUGUCGCCACUCGACUGUGACAAGCAGUCGUUUCACAUCUCCCGGCCACUGUAGAUGACGGGCAAUAUACGUGGACCAUCAGACCUCUUCAAGUGCUUGGCAUGCUUGUAAUCUCAACAAGCCAAAAAGAAAUGUCCUUUCGUGACAUGGCUCGAUUCGUGGCUGUAUAUGGCCUAUCAAAAAGAUACUUGCUUCAUCUCUCCCAGGACAGACAUACUUUACGGUUGUCUACCAUCUCUUCACCACCACCACUCUCCAGCGCAGCAACAGAGGGCCGCUAGUACUGCUCGAAAUGGUCGAUUCUCAGACUUUACCAUCAUCUCAAGCAUUACUUGGAACCUGCAGCGCGACAGUCUCAUCAGCCCAUCACGUCUCACCUCCCCUCUAAUAGCUCUCUCUGUAGCUGAUCAUGAUGAUAUGACGGCUUACCUGAAUUGACGCACACCUCAUACACUCCGGGAGACGACUGAAAGCAAAACCGUCCGGGACAGCAAGCAUGUUCGAUUCGGUUGCGACAUGCUUCCAGGGAAUUGCUGCUUGUUCCCGGCAUGCAUGUGACUUGACUUUGUGCGUUGGUGAGAAAGGUGAAGUGGCCGAGGAGGAUAAGGAGGAGUGUUGUUGUUGAUGAUGAUGGGAGAAGCAUUGUUGCGUUGUUGUUGUUGAUGUUGUCUUUGUUUCUUGUGCUUGUUUCAGAGAAAAAGUGUUGUUAUCAAACUGGUAGGUAGUGAUAGAGGGUAAUCCAGUAGGUAGUAGUAACUGCAGAGAUUUUC
Messenger RNA from Sphaerulina musiva SO2202, 1590 nucleotides. RefSeq lists its product as uncharacterized. The coding region runs from base 68 to 766 and encodes 232 amino acids. Gene Ontology annotation, biological process: regulation of transcription by RNA polymerase II. Gene Ontology annotation, molecular function: DNA-binding transcription factor activity, RNA polymerase II-specific; RNA polymerase II cis-regulatory region sequence-specific DNA binding. The transcript is spliced from 3 exons. Gene Ontology annotation, cellular component: chromatin. Lineage: Eukaryota; Fungi; Ascomycota; Dothideomycetes; Mycosphaerellales; Mycosphaerellaceae. The record is from RefSeq and is a predicted model, not a curated record.